Molecule: messenger RNA, 204 nt
Organism: Haplochromis burtoni (Burton's mouthbrooder)
Lineage: Eukaryota; Metazoa; Chordata; Actinopteri; Cichliformes; Cichlidae
Product: probable E3 ubiquitin-protein ligase HERC6
Molecular function (GO): ubiquitin-protein transferase activity
Source: RefSeq, a predicted model, not a curated record
UUUGAUGAACUAACUGAAGAGCAGAGGAAAGAUGUCCUUCGAAGGAGUUUGUGGAUGCCUCCAACACAUAGUGGAGAAUGUGUUUCAGGAGUUCAAGAGAGGCUUCUUCCUGGUGUGUGAGCAGGAUUUGGUGAAACUCUUCAGGCCAAAGGAGCUGCAAGAAGUGAUGGUGGGCAAAGACUUCAGUGACUGGGAAAAGCUGAA